Messenger RNA from Benincasa hispida (wax gourd), 1258 nucleotides. NCBI's taxonomy places the organism in Eukaryota, Viridiplantae, Streptophyta, Magnoliopsida, Cucurbitales, Cucurbitaceae. The record is from RefSeq and is a predicted model, not a curated record.
CCGACAACUCGUCGAUGUUGCAGCAUCAUCUAAUCAGUUCUCCAUUGAAGCAACCUGCCGCUUCUUCUAAUCCUAUCGAUUCCAACGCUGUUGCGCAGAGGCUGCAAAAGGAAUUAAUGUCACUGAUGAGUGGGGACUGGUUUGGUGAUCAAUAUGGCAACAUUUGGAAAAUAUGUAAUUUUUAUCGUAGCACCAUGGUCCCAUCCACAAUCCUUGAUCUUUUUUUAGAACGUGUAGUUUGUCCCGACCUCGAAUCUUUGAACUUUCACAUUCUGUUUUGCAGAUGCUAUGCUUCUUAAUAUCAUGUAUGCACAAUAAUUAGGCAAAUGAUGGCUUCUGGGAUUUCAACUUUGUAUUUCUUCGUAUUGGAUCAUGCUGAAUAUCUGUUUCUACUCUGUCUUGUUAUGCCAUAAUAAUGUGUUAACUUUACUAGGUUUGUUGUCUUCUAGAAAGUUAAAUGGGGUUUUGCAGCCAUGAGAUGGUUACAAAUUGCCUGCCUUCUGGAUUGUUCAUUAACCAUAUUUGUUUGGUGAUGCUCUCUACCAUAGAUGAGUGGAGGUGAUCUAGGAGUAUCGGCUUUUCCAGAUGGUGAGAGCAUUUUCACAUGGAUAGGCACGAUUGAGGGUGGGAAAGGGACUACAUACGAGGGUUUGUCUUACAAACUCUCCUUACAUUUUCCCAUGGAGUACCCUUUCAAGCCACCCCUUGUUAAGUUUGAGACGAUGUGCUUCCAUCCAAAUGUUGAUCAAUAUGGUAACAUUUGUCUCGAUAUUCUCCAGGACAAGUGGUCUUCGGCUUAUGAUUGCAGAACCAUUCUUUUGUCUAUCCAAAGCCUAUUAGGAGAGCCCAAUCCAGAGAGUCCUCUCAAUAGCUAUGCUGCUGCUCUGUGGAAUAACAAGGAAGAUUACAGAAAGAUGGUCCACAAACAGUAUUUUUCUGGGGCAGUCUUAGACGGCUGAUUUCGGAAAGCCUAAGUAGAGAACAAAACAUUGGACACCAUAUCGUGAGUUGGCAUACAAAUACUGUAAAGCUUCGAGAUAAAAAGGUCUGAGACCUUAUAACAUAGAGAGAAAAAGAGAGAUUAUAGUAAGAUUUGAACUGGAUAUUUGUACCAUUUGAUCUGGCCAUGACUGCUAUAUUGGGAGAAUGAAUUUUACGUGUUAACCUCUAUGGCUAAUUCCACUCCUCUGUAAUUAAUUGCUGGGUACCAUUAUAUCUGGCCACGACUGCAAUAUUUGGAGAAUGAAUUUUGUCUUAA